GCUGCCGCAGACAAAGUGCAGAAACCCAGAGAGUUAGCUCGAGGUGUCAGACAGCAGAGCACCACUCGAGAGCCAAGUCGGUCUUCUAGAAGGAGAUCGCAAGUCGUUCUCCGCAGCGUCUCUCCUGCCAGUAAGGAUAUACCUUGGAAGAAGCCCCGAACGGAGCAAUGGAUUACCAGUCGAGCAUCAUUCGAGACUCUAACCCCAUGGAGAACCUGGAGAAGCAGCUGAUCUGUCCCAUCUGCCUGGAGAUGUUCGCCAAACCUGUGGUGAUCUUACCCUGCCAGCAUAACCUCUGCAGGAAAUGUGCCAAUGACGUCUUCCAGGCUGCUAACCCAUAUUGGCAAAGUAGUCGCGGAACAACCUUGUCGGGCGGGCGGUUCCGUUGCCCUUCCUGCCGCCACGAAGUCAUCUUGGACCGGCAUGGAGUCUAUGGCCUCCAGAGGAAUUUACUGGUGGAGAACAUCAUUGAGAUCUACAAACAGGAAUACUCCAGCCGGCCCUUGAAGAAGGGAAAUCACCCCAUGUGCAAGGAGCAUGAAGACGAGAAGAUCAACAUCUACUGCUUAACCUGUGAGGUGCCCACCUGUUCCAUGUGCAAAGUAUUUGGGGCUCACAAAGACUGUGAAGUGGCACCCCUUCAAAGCGUCUUCCAAGGGCAAAAGACUGAACUGACCAACUGCAUCUCUAUGCUGGUGGCAGGGAAUGACAGAAUCCAGACUAUCAUCAACCAGCUGGAAGAGUCAUGCAAAACCACUGAGGAGAACAGCCGGCAGGUAAAGCAGGCCCUGUGUGAGAAGUUUGAAGCUCUGAUUGCUGCCCUGGAAGAGAAGAGGAGCGAGCUGCUGGAGCGGAUCUCCAAGGAGCAAGAAGAGAAAGUCGGGUUCAUGCAGAACCUCGUCCAGCACUACAAAGAGCAGCUGGAGAAGUCUAGCAAGCUGGUGGAGAGUGCCAUUCAGUCCAUGGAAGAGGAGGCAGGAGCUGCAUUUCUCUUGGCAGGUCAGUAUUACAGGGAGAGCUCUGAGCCUGACAGAAUUGUAGAGGCAUCAAAAGGAGGUCAACUGGAGAAAAUUGAACCAGGUUUUGAAAACAUGGACUAUUUCACCCUUGACCUAGAACACAUCGCAGAAACAGUGAGAGCCAUAGAUUUUGAAUCAGGUGAUGACAAUGAAGAGCUAAAUGAGGAAGAAGAAACAGAAGAGGAAGAUACUGGAGUUGGGGAUAUGGAUGGUUCUCAAUAACAAAGCAGGAAAAUGAAUUUCAUGAAGGAAGAGGAAAUUCCCCAUGUACAGACCACGAGAAUCCAGGAAUGGUGAUGGUGGUGAUAGUGAUGAUGGCGAUGAUAUUGGGGUGGGGGAUGGGAAACCCCAGACAGAAUGCCCAAGCAAGCAGGGCAAGACCCCAGCUGACGAAGAGCCAUUUGGAGUGUGAGAUUCUUGGCAAUUCAGAAAGAAAACUUGCACAAAGACACUUUUAUACACGGGUGCAAAACAGAACUUUUCGUACAUUUUAUAAGUCUUUUCUUUUUUUGUAUAUAACUGCCAUGGCACAUGAAUAUUUUGUAAAGAAAAGGUGUUCCCCCCCCCUUUUUUUUUUGCUUCACAGCACCCUUCCAUGGACUGAAGGAUGUUGAUUUUGGGAAUUAUUUACAAGGAUUUCUUUGCACUAUGUAGGGCAUAGGACAAAGAGGAAGCGACUAUUAUAUUUAGCUGCUUUAGAAAAUUCUGAUUAAAGGAUUUAAUAAAAAAUAUUCUCCCCUGUGAUGCCUGUAGUUAAACUUCAAAGAUGCCUGUUGAUUUUGUUGCUGCAUAUUGUUACAAUAAAGUAAAUCCCAGUUUUA
Gekko japonicus is the source of this 1840-nucleotide messenger RNA. RefSeq names its product tripartite motif containing 63, E3 ubiquitin protein ligase (gene TRIM63). The record is from RefSeq and is a predicted model, not a curated record. NCBI's taxonomy places the organism in Eukaryota, Metazoa, Chordata, Lepidosauria, Squamata, Gekkonidae. Bases 168 to 1241 code for a protein of 357 amino acids. Gene Ontology annotation, molecular function: zinc ion binding. The transcript has 9 exons.